Messenger RNA from Acanthosepion pharaonis, 1323 nucleotides. The record is from the annotation of a GenBank genome assembly. Lineage: Eukaryota; Metazoa; Mollusca; Cephalopoda; Sepiida; Sepiidae.
AUGAAUGAAAUAUAUCAGAUUAAAAUAAAAUUAUCUAUCUAUCUAUCUAUCUAUCUACUCAUUGGAUUCCACAUCUAUCUAUCUAUCUAUCUAUCUCUCACAGACAGUCCACAUCUAUCUAUCUAUCUAUCUAUCUCUCACAGACAGUCCACAUCUAUCUAUCUAUCUAUCUAUCUCUCACAGACUGUCCACAUCUAUCUAUCUAUCUAUCUCAGACUGUCCAUAUCUAUCUAUCUAUCUAUCUAUCUAUCUCAGACUGUCCAUAUCUAUCUAUCUAUCUAUCUAUCUCAGACUGUCCAUAUCUAUCUAUCUAUCUAUCUCAGACUGUCCAUAUCUAUCUAUCUAUCUAUCUCAGACUGUCCAUAUCUAUCUAUCUAUCUAUCUCAGACUGUCCAUAUCUAUCUAUCUAUCUAUCUCAGACUGUCCAUAUCUAUCUAUCUAUCUAUCUCAGACUGUCCAUAUCUAUCUAUCUAUCUAUCUAUAUCAGACUGUCCAUAUCUAUCUAUCUGUCCAUAUCUAUCUAUCUAUCUAUCUCAGACUGUCCAUAACUAUCUAUCUAUCUAUCUAUCUAUCGCCAGGUAUCUUUGUUCCGCCUUACACUUUCACUAUCUAUCUUUAACUAUCUAUCUAUGUCAAUUUGCUCGUAUCUAUCUAUGUCAAUUUGCUCGUAUCUAUCUAUGUCAAUUUGCUCGUAUCUAUCUAUCUCAAUUUGCUCGUAUCUAUCUAUCUCAAUUUGCUCGUAUCUAUCUAUCUAUCUCAAUUUGCUCGUAUCUAUCUAUCUAUCUCAAUUUGCUCGUAUCUAUCUAUCUAUCUAUCUAUCUAUCUCAAUUUGCUCGUAUCUAUCUAUCUAUCUAUCUAUCUCAAUUUGCUCGUAUCUAUCUAUCUAUCUAUCUCAAUUUGCUCGUAUCUAUCUAUCUAUCUAUCUAUCUCAAUUUGCUCGUAUCUAUAUAUCUCAACUCGAUCCAAGUCACUUUCUCAAUGACCCCACCCACACCUUGCCUUGUCGCCCAUCGCCAUCACUCUGUCUUUCAUUCCUUCCACUUCUCUCUUGCGUUCAACGUUACAAAGAAUCCGUGGAAGAGCGUAGAAACUACCAUAUUGUCGGGAAGCACGCUUGACGCGGUUGUCUGCAGGAGAAACGUUUCGCUUUCAUUUGCCAGGUCCGUUCAUAAUGCAACUACGCUCGGCGUUCAUGGCUUUAGCCGAGAGUUACCGACUUCGUGCAGUUCUGCUCUUCAAUGUCGGACAUUCUCUCUCAACAAGAGGGAAAAAAUACCGCCGUUUGGAAGCCGGCAUACAUCUUCCGACAAACUGGCCGGAUGA